This is a messenger RNA of Centruroides sculpturatus (bark scorpion), 807 nucleotides long. Its product is annotated as RNA polymerase II-associated protein 3-like. The transcript is spliced from 5 exons. The coding region runs from base 36 to 710 and encodes 224 amino acids. Lineage: Eukaryota; Metazoa; Arthropoda; Arachnida; Scorpiones; Buthidae. The record is from RefSeq and is a predicted model, not a curated record.
AGGAAAUUAAAAAAAAUAAUCAAAAAGAUCAAGAAAUGAUGAAAACUAAUGAAAAAGAAGUUAUUCAAGCAAUUUGGCCUAGUGGUGAUAAUGAAAAAUCUAAUACAGAAACUAGUCAAGAAGACAAAAGUAUUGUCAAACCUAUAUAUAAACCACCUCAUUUACGUUCCAAGAAACCACUGAAAAAGAUAGAAAUUGAAGAAGUGUUAAGUGAUAGUGAUGAAAGUGUAGAAGAAAAUUCAACUACAUCUCCUAAUUCAUUAACAAAUAAUUCUACAACUAAAAAUUCUAACACAUCCAUCCCUGAAACAACAAAAUACAUUAGGAAAGAAUUACCAUCAAUUCCAUCUAAACCACAAACAGCUUAUCAAUUCUAUGCACAUUGGCAAACACUUCGAAAUUAUCCAGAUUUACAAUAUAAAUAUUUAAAGAAAUUAUCUCCUGAGCUCAUUCCAAAGUUAUUUCAUCAGUCAAUGGAAAUGGAUAUAUUUUCAAAUGUAAUUAUGAUUCUUAAUGAUCAUCUUAAUGAGAAUGAAGAUUCAUUUUUAUAUUUAAAAAAUUUGACUCAAGUUGGAAGAUUCAAAACUUUAGCCAUGUUUUUAUCUUCAAGUGAGAAAAAAGCAAUAUCUGAAAUAGUAGAAUUUGCCAUCUCAUCAAGGAAAUAUACUGACGAAGAAAUAAAUUCAGUUAAGAAUUCAUAUGAAAUAUAAGAAGUAUAUAGUUUUUAUUUGUAUACAAGUAUUUAUUUCAAUUGUUAUUCAUAUUGUUUGUGUUAGUUAAAAAUAUCUGUUUAUAAAAAGCAAUGUA